AUGGCGAAUCCCGACCCCACGUCGCAAUUCACAUUCAAAUCUCAUGAGACCGCGCUCUGUCUUAUCCCGCCACGGCAUCUUUGGUCAUCAGUUGAUCAGUUAAGAAGCCUAUAUGAUAAGGCUUUCAGUGCUUGGCCUCCUCACAUCAAUCUUAUUUAUCCAUUUGUCAGACCCGAGGUCCUCCCCGAGGUAGCCAACCUUCUUCAGGAUCUCUCGAUUGAACAUCCACCUCGCAUCACCCUAGAAGGGGCGGAUACGUUCAACCACAAGCAUCACAACACUAUUUUCUUCCGCCCAUCCCAGGGUUCGACUGCCGAUAUCACACAACUUCGACGUCGUAUUUGCGAUGCUCUUGGCCAGCCGCGGACCAACCAUGGUAGCUUCAAACCACACAUGACCAUUGGACAGAGUGAAGACUCAAAUGCUGCACCUCACCACUUUCUUGUUGAGAAAGUUCGCUUGCUGCCUCAGUUAGCUUGGGAUGUGGACUCCAUUGCAAUUCUGGUUCGAGACGAUGCAGCCUCAGGCUCCAAUGGAUCGCGACCGAUGAGGCUUUGGGGUACUCUCGACCUUUCAUCCCGUCUUCUCACUCGACCAACAUCACCUCAGGAUUUCAGAGCCUCCUCUGAACCUACCUCCGAUAUCGUUUUCCAACCGCCUUAUCAUUCACCUCAGCCAUCCGGACCCUGGGCAGUCUUGACGCCGCCUGCCCCUGUCACCAAUGAUGAGGAACUCAUUCUGGAUCGAUUGGUCAUUGCAUCAUAUAAUGUCUUGGCCGAGUUCGAGUGGCCUCCUCAGUCAGUUAGACACUCGGGCUUAGUGGAUAAUCUACUUUCCACCCGCUCAGCAGCCGAUAUUCUCGUGCUCCAGGAAGCCACGGAUCACUUUCUCCCUGUCCUGCUGGCUGACCAAGAAAUCCGUCGUCGUUAUCCAUUUGCCACACACGGGCCUCCAGGCCAGUUUGGCAUUGGACCACUUCCCAGCCUUCUCAAUAUCGUUGUCUUGAGCAGAUUCCCCCUUGAAUGGCAUCAUUUGCCCUUCCAGAGAAGACACAAAGGCUGCACGGUAGUCCGGUUUCCGACAAUAGGCAUACGUGACCGCGACGCGUGUUUUAGACCAUGGAUUCUCGCCGCCUGCCAUCUCAGUCAAGGCCUCACCGAUGGUGCCAUUACUGCAAAGAAGCGAGAGGUUCAAAGGAUGCUUGAUCAUCUGUCUGCUCACUUCCCGCAGCAUCCUUGGAUCCUGGCUGGUGACUUCAACUUGGCAACUUCAUCUUUCACCAUUGAUGCAGCCAGGAAAAAGCAGGAUAUUUCAUCACAGACCGUUGACCACUUGCAAAGCAUCGAUCAUAUGCUCCUAGAUGCCGGUUUCACGGAUACCUGGCUGGCAACAAGACUCGAGUCUGGGGAAUCUUCUGACGUUGUCAAUGACAAGCGGAAUGUCUUGGACUCCUUCCAGGGUGAACAAGGGGCUACAUUUGAUCCUCUAACCAACACUCUGGCAUCUGGCCUUGUGGGCAGUGGUUUGAACAAUCGCCCUCAGAGGUACGACCGGAUUUUGGUCAAGGCGAAUGAUCAGUACCACCCAUUGGGAUUCAACAUGUUUGGCCAGGCCCCUUUGCAGCCAACGGAGCAAGGCGGGCCGACGUAUGCCAGCGACCACUGGGGCGUACGCUGCCUUCUACUACGCUCUCCGUCUACCGAGAUAUCACGAUCUUCUGUGCCAGCGAUGGCCGUUCAACUGCAACGGGCCCCAGCGAGUCUUGCCGAUAACGAGGUGCUGGAGCAUUUCCUGGGGAGUCAGGGGUUUCUUCCGACGGCCCAUGAGAGAGUUACGAGGGCAGAAGCUCUCAAAGCUCUCGAACAUGCGCUUCUGGAUGCUAUGUCGUCAGUUUCGCAAGGUGAUGCCCGCUCUGGGCCUGUCCUAAUUCUGGUCCCGGUUGGCUCGUAUGGUCUUGGUGUUUGGACAAGCUCAUCUGACAUUGACUGCCUGUGCAUUGGCUCUAUAAGCGCCAAGACUUUCUUUGCUCUGGCCGUCCAGAGGCUGAAGCGAGCAGCAACAGGAGGCAUCAGGAUCCUGCGACGAGUCAAGGCCAACUCGGGAUAUAUGCUGGAAUUGGAGGUUCAAGGGAUCAAGAUGGAUCUUCAGUAUUGUGCUGCAGCAUCAAUUGCAGAGAGAUGGCCUGAAGUCAUGAAGCGUCCUGCAAGCGACCCUGCAUUUGCUCUGCCCUUCCAGACUCUAGCAAAGCUGAAACCUGUUCGCGAUCUAUUUUAUUUGCGCCGCUCCAUUCCUGACAUGGUUCAAUACCGCAUGGCCCAUCUGUUUAUCAAGGCAUGGGCCCAGUCGCGAGGUAUAUACUCAGCCAAGUUUGGGUUCCUUGGUGGCAUUCAUAUAAGCGUCCUCCUUGCGCCGUUAUGCAAGAUGCUCGCCAACGAUGGUGCAACCGUUUCGACAGCCGACAUUAUCGUCACUUUCUUCCAGCACUAUUCACGGUUCAGCUGGAAGACUGCCCUCGUGUUUGAUCCUUUCUUCCACAAAGACCUGCGAUACAACCGGACCUUUCGAGAGCCCCUCUGUCUACUGGGCUGGCACGCCCCGUCACUCAACACUGCCGUGAACGCUUCUGUUCCCACUGUGGAUGCUAUCGCCGCCGAGUUUGAGAGAGCCGAAAAACUUCUCUCCGUGGAAAGUUUCUCAUGGAGUAACCUCCUAGGCGUCGCGCCUGACAGCACACCAAGCUCUUUGGGUGGUCCCGGGGCCACAGAGUUUCUUCAGAACUACAAAAGCUACAUCAAAAUUGACGCACACUACUGGGGCCCUUCCCAAGAGAAGAGCGGUCGGUUCAUUGGAUGGCUUGAGUCUCGAUGCGUUAUGUUGCUAGUUGAUCUUGAUAGGAAGGUGAAGAAUAUCCAUGCGCGGAUCUGGCCAGCCAGGUUUUUGGACAUGGCUUCAAGCGUAGAAGGCCCCGGCGCUGAAUACCAUGGGCAAUACUUGAUUGGUCUCUCGCGAAAUGGUGAGGAGCCUAACAAGGACGAUGCCAAGGCAACGCAGGUUGCUUUGCAAGCAGCACUCCAGGAAUUUGAGGCGAGGAUCCGUCGCGACGAAAAGUACUACGAUGCGCAAUUCUGCUGGAUGAGCGCAGCCGUUGUCCGAGCUCCUGAGCUGGGCAACCUGGAGCUCGAUCAAAGUCGAUGGGGCGAAUUUGCGGGUGAUACGGAUGACGAGGAUGAGGACGAUGAAAUGGAAGAGGAGGAGAACGACAGUGACGGAGAGUCCCAGUCGACAGCAAAGAAGAACGUGGCAUCGUCUCACGGCUCCAGGGCUGCUGUUGUGAGCAAGACGCCGGGACUGGGUAAAUUCCGUACUGCUGCUGACGUGCUCAACCGACUGCGAUGGGAUGCUGGCUUCGAUGCAAACGACUUCAUAGUUGGCUAUGAAGACCGCUUCCUUGGACCUCGUGAGAGGGCGGUGGAGCAGUGGAAGAGUGAGCAAACAGACGAGGAAUUCAUCCCGCAGCAUCGGAUACUCUACUUCAAACGCAAGAGCGACGGAGUGGUCGUGUGGGAGCGACGGAGUCGGAUUGACGACAUCUUUGGCAGCGGGAUAAAGACCGACGGAUGA
This is a messenger RNA of Fusarium falciforme, 3621 nucleotides long. Its product is annotated as Polynucleotide adenylyltransferase. Gene Ontology annotation, molecular function: RNA binding; poly(A) RNA polymerase activity. The record is from RefSeq and is a predicted model, not a curated record. Gene Ontology annotation, cellular component: nucleus. NCBI's taxonomy places the organism in Eukaryota, Fungi, Ascomycota, Sordariomycetes, Hypocreales, Nectriaceae. The transcript is spliced from 3 exons. The coding region runs from base 1 to 3621 and encodes 1206 amino acids.